Molecule: messenger RNA, 833 nt
Organism: Thermothelomyces thermophilus ATCC 42464
Lineage: Eukaryota; Fungi; Ascomycota; Sordariomycetes; Sordariales; Chaetomiaceae
Exons: 3
Coding region: 98-538 (146 amino acids)
Biological process (GO): translation
Cellular component (GO): cytosolic small ribosomal subunit; ribosome
Molecular function (GO): structural constituent of ribosome
Source: RefSeq, a predicted model, not a curated record
GCCGAGAUCCCUCCAUCCAACACACGAAAAACGACUACACUAUCACCUACUCUUCGAGGAUCGUAGCCGACACUUACCAGCAAACAACAACGUCAAGAUGUCGGACGUAGAAGAGAACAACGCCCCGGUUCAGGAGGAGGUUGAGGUGUCGGCCGAUGCUGCCAAGGGCCAGAUGUCGGUUCUGGACGCCCUCAAGGGUGUCCUGAAGCUGUCUCUGAUGCACGACGGCCUCGCCCGCGGUCUCCGUGAGGCUUCCAAGGCCCUCGACCGGAGGCAGGCGCACAUGUGCGUGCUCAACGAGUCGUGCGAGGAGGAGGCCUACAAGAAGCUCGUCAUCGCCCUCUGCUCCGAGCACAAGAUCCCGCUCAUCAAGGUGCCGGACGGCAAGCAGCUUGGCGAGUGGGCUGGUCUUUGCGUUCUCGACCGCGAGGGCAACGCCCGCAAGGUUGUCAACUGCUCUUGCGUCGUCGUCAAGGACUGGGGUGAGGAGUCGCAGGAGCGCUCUAUCCUCCUCAACUACUUCCAGUCUGAGGCUUAAGCGAACCAAGCACGGGGUGAGGUUGGCCGCAUUCCGUAAGGAAGGAAGGUGAAAGAGGAAGUCACAGAGGGAUAUGGACUAAGGGUUGACCUCUUGGAUUACGAUCCGGUGACAUUUUCCUCAAGGGUUUUACUCUUGCUCUCACAAGCUGGCAAGAUUGGUGGCGGGAAAUAUGGGAGCCUCCUUUCACGCGGCUGCCCUUUGCAUACGGCAUGGGACGCUGAGCGAGAGUCAAAAAAAAGAAUAAAAAGAAAGCCUCACAGCUGGCAGUUCCGGUUGACGCCCAACCAUCCUA